Malania oleifera is the source of this 1659-nucleotide messenger RNA. Its product is annotated as external alternative NAD(P)H-ubiquinone oxidoreductase B1, mitochondrial-like. The transcript has 10 exons. Gene Ontology annotation, molecular function: NADH dehydrogenase activity; calcium ion binding. The record is from RefSeq and is a predicted model, not a curated record. Lineage: Eukaryota; Viridiplantae; Streptophyta; Magnoliopsida; Santalales; Ximeniaceae. The coding region runs from base 1 to 1659 and encodes 552 amino acids.
AUGAACAACGGAGGUGGUGUCAUGGCAUACUCAGAGAUGCAAGCACAGCAGCAAGCACCAACGAUAGAACAUGAUCAAAAUGCAAAACCUAAGAAAAAGAGAGUGGUGGUGCUUGGAACCGGAUGGGCUGGCGUUAGUUUCCUUAAGAAUCUGGACUUGUCUUUGUACGACGUGCAGGUGGUUUCCCCCCACAACUAUUUUGCGUUCACCCCCUUGCUCCCAAGUGUCACUUGUGGAACAGUGGAACCUCGCAGCAUUGUUGAGCCAAUCAGAAGCAUUAUGAAGAAGAAAAUUGGUGAAUUUCAGUACUGGGAAGCAGAAUGUGUACAGAUUAAUGCGGCAAAAAAGGAAGUUCUUUGUCGCAGUGUUAACAAUUCAGAUUUGGUAAGGAGUUAUAGAAGGGAAUUCAAUUUAAAAUAUGACUACUUGGUAAUAGCCCUGGGAGCACAAGCCAAUACUACUAAGACUACAGGUGUCAUGGAGCACUGUCACUUUAUCAAGGAAAUAGAAGAUGCGAAGAAGAUCCGCAAGAAUGUGAUAGAUAGUUUUGAGAGAGCUGUUCUUCCAAAUAUAAGCGAGGAAGAGAUGUCAAAAAUACUACAUUUUGUGGUGGUUGGUGGGGGUCCUUCUGGUGUGGCAUUUGCUGCAGAGCUGCAUGAUUUUGUCAUGGAAGAUUUGGUCAAGCUAUACCCUAUGGUUAAAGACCACGUUAAGAUAACAUUGAUUCAUUCAAAUGAUCAUAUCUUGAACACAUUUGAUCAAAGAAUCAGUUCAUUUGCAGAACAGAAGUUUAAAAGAGAUGGUAUUGAAGUUAUAACAGGAUGCCACGUUCGUAAUGUUUCUGAUAAGGAAAUUACCUUGAAGGAAAAGUCUACAAAAGAAGUCCAUUCCAAGCCUUAUGGGAUAAUUGUUUGGUCUACUGGCGUAGGGAUUCGCCCAGUUAUAAGGGAAUUCAUGAAACAAAUAAAUCAACAGGAUAACACACGUGCUCUAGUAACUGAUGAAUGGUUGCGAGUUAAGGGAUGUGAGGAUGUUUAUGCUAUUGGUGAUUGUGCUACUAUAGAGCAACGAAAAGUUAUGGAAGAUAUUUUAUCCAUAUUUAAGGCUGCAGAUGAAGACAACUCCGGUACAUUAACUGUUAAAGAGUUUGAACGUAUACUUGAUGAUGUUUGUGCGAGGUACCCACAAGUGGAUCUUUAUUUAAAGACUAAGCCUAUGCGCAAUCUGUUCAAGGACUCCAAAGGUAGUGACAAAGUCAUCAGUCUUGAAGAAUUCAAGGUAGCAAUUUCUCAAGCCGACUUAAAGACAAAGAGUCUUCCUUCAAUUGCACAGGUUGCUGCUCAACAAGGUGCCUAUCUUUCUCAGUGCUUUAACCGCAUGGAGAAAACUAAAGACAAACCAGAAGGCCCUCUUCGUUUUGAAGGGUCUGGCCGUCAUCAAUUUCGACCUUUUCGGUACAAGCAUUUCUUGCACUUUGUAUCUAUGGGAACGGAGCCAGUUACAGAAUUGCCAGGGGAUAAGAUUCUUGAGGGUCAUAACUCCAGAUGGCUUUGGCAUUCUGUUUAUGCAAUUGGGCAAGUUAGUUGGCGCACAAGAAUUUUGGUGAUAUCUGACUGGAUAAGGAAAAGGGUUUCUGGAAGAGAUACAAGUGGCAUUUGA